AAAUGCGAGAUCUUCCUGAUCCCUCCCUCUCUCUCUCUCUCUCUCUCUCAUAAAGUAGGCGAAGCUGCAGCUGCAGCGGCAUCAGCUGAAGCAGCAGCAGCAGCACAGAAGCAGCUUCCCUUCCUUCCGUAUAGUGUAACGUACGCAUCACCACCUCGCGGGCUGGAGAUGGAGAAGGAGUAGGAGUAGGAGUGACGCCUCCGGAUUUCCCACGCCUCGACGAACCCCCACAACCCCGAGAUCGAUCGGGAGGAGGACGACCACGCCCUUCACCUGCCCCCAAAUCUUGCCCCGAUCUCCCCCGACCGCGGCAAUGGGGGCCGCCUCCGACGACGCCGUCAAGCAGCUCGCCCUCCUCAUGGACCAAGUGGAGGCGCCGCUGAGGAGGACGUUUCAGAAUGUGCACCAGGGCUAUCCUAAAGAAACAUUAUUGCGUUUCCUUAAGGCCAGAGAGUGGAACGUAUCUAAGGCUCAUAAAAUGCUUGUAGACUCUUUGAAUUGGAGGAUUCAAAACGAAAUCGAUACUGUUCUGGAGAGACCUAUAGUCCCAGUAGAUUUGUACAGAUCAAUCCGUGAUUCACAACUUGUUGGACUCUCAGGAUACACAAAGGAGGGUCUCCCAGUUUUUGCCGUUGGUGUUGGGCAGAGCACAUAUGACAAAGCUUCGGUCCAUUACUAUGUGCAAUCUCAUAUUCAGAUUAAUGAGUACCGUGAUCGUGUAAUUUUGCCCAUGUUGACGGAAAAAUUUGGGCGGCCUGUUACCACCUGUGUAAAAGUUUUGGACAUGACUGGCUUGAAGUUGUCAGCACUGAGCCAAAUGAAGAUGUUGACUUCAAUCUCAACGGUUGAUGAUUUGAACUACCCUGAAAAAACGGAGACGUACUAUGUAGUUAAUGUUCCCUAUAUAUUUUCUGCAUGUUGGAAGGUUGUGAAACCCCUGUUGCAGGAGAGGACAAAAAAGAAGGUUAAAGUUUUGCAUGGUUGUGGAAGAGAUGAACUUCUGAAGAUUAUGGACUAUUCAUCUCUUCCACAUUUCUGCCGCCGGGAGGGCUCUGGCUCAUCCAAACAUUCAUCUACUGACGCUGAUGACUGCUACUCACUUGACCAUCCUUUCCACAAAGAGCUUUAUGGUCACAUUGAGGAGCUAGCAUCGUGCAAGGAACUCAUCAAGAUGGGAUCAUUACAUGUCAGCAUUCCCGAGCCUGACCCCGAUGACGCAAAGAUUGUUGAGGUCAUCCAAGCUGAAUUCCAGAAGAUCGGUGAGCAGAAUGGAUCCGCCAAUGGUCACAAGGUUUAGCCAAAACAUUGGCCAUCUGCAGAACACCUUAACCAGUGCUGGUGACUUCUGAAUCUGAUGAAGUUGAUUACUACUGUCCAUGUCAGUAAUUUUGUUGACAACCCCCCAUUUUCUGGGGGGAAUAUAGCAGCAGCAGCAGCAGCAAGGUCUUGCAUCAUUAUAUUCCCAUGAUGAUGCAAAUAAACAGUGGUGCAGCCUUGAGUUGAUAGAGGAAGAGAUGAACCAGUCACCAGUGUAUAUGAAAUUAGAUGGAAUUGAAAGCCAUAAACAUGUUUUUGUUAGUGUAACUUACAUAUGUUAAAGCUGUUACAAGGAAAUCCAUGGAUGUUGAAAGACUUCUUUAAAAAAAAAAAGCUGUCAUAAGCUUGAGCGCAUAGUUUUGCACCAGGAUGUUGAAUGGAUCAAAUUUUAUUUUGUGGAUUUUAUUA
This is a messenger RNA of Oryza sativa Japonica Group (Japanese rice), 1725 nucleotides long. RefSeq names its product phosphatidylinositol/phosphatidylcholine transfer protein SFH2. Lineage: Eukaryota; Viridiplantae; Streptophyta; Magnoliopsida; Poales; Poaceae. The record is from RefSeq and is a predicted model, not a curated record.